Harpia harpyja (harpy eagle) is the source of this 1211-nucleotide messenger RNA. RefSeq names its product oligosaccharyltransferase complex non-catalytic subunit (gene OSTC). Gene Ontology annotation, cellular component: oligosaccharyltransferase complex. The record is from RefSeq and is a predicted model, not a curated record. The coding region runs from base 125 to 574 and encodes 149 amino acids. NCBI's taxonomy places the organism in Eukaryota, Metazoa, Chordata, Aves, Accipitriformes, Accipitridae. The transcript has 4 exons.
UUUACCCCUGUCAGGGCGCAGCAGCCAAUUUCCGUUUCCGCCUUCGUGUCCGGUCGCGGAGGGCGGUUGCGGCGGGGCGAGGCGGGCAGGGAGCAGCGGUGCCGGUGCCGCCGCCGCCAUCGCCAUGGAGACGCUGUACCGCCUGCCCUUCGCCGUGCUCGAGUGCCCCAACAUCAAGCUGAAGCGGCCGAGCUGGGUGCACAUGCCCUCGGCCAUGACCGUUUACGCGCUGGUGGUGGUGUCCUACUUCCUCAUCACCGGAGGGAUUAUCUACGACGUGAUUGUGGAACCUCCCAGCGUGGGGUCGAUGACAGACGAACACGGGCAUCAGAGGCCGGUGGCCUUCUUGGCGUACAGAGUAAAUGGACAAUAUAUUAUGGAAGGCCUUGCAUCCAGCUUCCUCUUCACAAUGGGUGGCUUAGGAUUCAUAAUUCUGGAUCGAUCCAAUGCACCAAAUAUCCCCAAGCUGAAUAGGUUUCUUUUGCUCUUUAUUGGAUUUGUCAGCGUGCUUUUGAGCUUCUUCAUGGCCAGAGUUUUCAUGAGGAUGAAAUUGCCGGGCUACUUGAUGGGUUAGUACCUCUUGUGAUGUAUGAAAGCCCGAGCUGAAUUUACUCCUCUUCAUGAAGUGUUUAAGAAGAAGCAGCAAGAAACAAAUUCCGUAGUCACCAUCAACAGGAAAGAGACCUGGCUGUAAGAAACAACUAGGGAAAGAGUGCUUUCUCUGCAAACAAACUUUCACUACCAAUGGCUGAUUUGUAGUUUUGAAGCAAUGUUUUAUCAUUUCUGCUUUAGAGCUUUUGAAAAGAGCAAGUUACCUAGCUGGGUUUUUCUUUUUAUAUCCCAACUCAGUAUGAAAUAGAGAACUUAUCUUUAGCUCUACCUGAAAUAAGUAUUAGCCAUUGGCUUGACAGUUCUUUGUUGCAGGUCUGUUCCCUCUUCCCUGUGUGGGACAAUUACGUGUGUGAAUGAGAGAAGAAACACCUGAAACGUCUCUUCCCAAGUUAUAAUUAGAAAAUUAAUAACUUUGGAUGCUUUACAGUCAAAAUACAAUGUGUCUGAAAUGAUUUCAAAGGCACCUUUUGCCUUGAUAUUAAUGGCUCUAUGUGAGCAAAUCCAGACAUGCACUGGGAAAGGCAAACUGUAUGAAUGUGCAUUUCUUUUAGAAAAAGUGUACGAAAGGAGCCAAAUAAAACUUAUUUUCUACAAAAUUA